Molecule: messenger RNA, 1359 nt
Organism: Knipowitschia caucasica
Lineage: Eukaryota; Metazoa; Chordata; Actinopteri; Gobiiformes; Gobiidae
Source: the annotation of a GenBank genome assembly
AUGGCGUCCUACUUGAGACGCGUGUGUCUGUUUUCAUUUGAGAUUAAAGCUGUAUUACUGGGAGUAAACAGCAGUAGACCCUUUGUGGAGAGUAAACGGUAUGUGCGCGGACUGCGGAGGAAGCCUGUCAGCGUGUCCUUCCCAGAAGAUGGCACUUAUAAAGUCAAGAGACAAACUGCCCCCAGUCAGAUGACGAUGAAGCUAGAGCAGAUGCCCAGACCCGUAGAGGGCACAAGGAACAAACAAGAAAAGGAUCUCAACCAAAAGAGCGCACAUAUUGCCGAAAAACAAUGUGCAAAACCUGCGCACAAACCGAGUACAGAAGAUGAAGUCGCAGGUCUUCGUUUUGAGCGGGCUUUCCCUGGAGACAAGAGACUCUCGAGGGUAGUGAGUGUGGCUCGUUCCAGGAGAUUCAGAGAGAGUCAGGGGAAGAUCUUGCUGGAGGGCAGGCGGUUGAUCAUCGAUGCCCUUAAUGCUGGAGCAAACCCUCAGAUGGUCUUCUUCAGUUCAACGGAUCGACUUUUGGAGCUCCCCUUGGACAAGUUGAAACGCGCCAGUCUCGUCAAAGUAAAGUUUGGGGACAUCAAACUUUGGUCUGAUCUGGUGGCCCCACAAGGCGUAAUAGCAAUAUUUUCCCGUCCAGAUGCAUCAAAAUUAAAUUACAACAACAGUAAUGAUUCAAUACCAUUGUCUGUGAUAUGUGAUAAUAUUCGUGACCCUGGGAAUCUUGGGACUAUAUUACGAUGUGCUGUUGCGGCUGGUUGUCGCAGUGUCCUCCUUACUAAAGGUUGCGUUGAUGCCUGGGAACCUAAAGUAUUACGUGCUGCAAUGGGCGCCCAUUUUCGCCUUCCUAUUUACACCAACCUGGAGUGGGGGGAGAUAAUAAAUCAUCUGCCUGAAUCUGUGUCUGUGCAUGUGGCAGACAACAGUGGGACCAGAUUGAUGGAAAGUGCAGAACAAGACUUUGAUGAACCGACAAGAUCCCAGAAAGCAGGAGAAUAUGGCUGGGUCAGAACACAGUCCCACCUCAAACAAGUGGACUAUGAGGUCUCUGGUUCGGACAGUGAAGAUGAGCAUUAUCCCAGACUGGACACAAAACUGUACCAUGAACACUGGGCUCGGACCUCCACUGCUCUGGUCAUCGGAGGAGAAACUCAUGGCCUCAGUGUGGAAUCGUUGAAGCUCGCAGAAAAGACGGCUGGCCAUAGGCUCUUUAUUCCUGUGGUUCCUGAGGUGGACAGUUUAAAUUCAGCCAUGGCAGCCAGUAUUCUUCUGUUUGAGGGUAGAAAACAACUUAUGCAGCUACGUCAGUCAAAGUCCCAGAAUGUCAAGAGACCGCAAAAAAUGUUGAUUGAAUAA